UUAGUCACUUUUUAAACAACGAAAUGAACAAAGCUCUAGUAUCGAUCAUUGCCGGGUCUUUGCUCUGGCUGGGAAUCUUCUUGGGUGGCGCAGAUGCCCAGCCCGAUGGACGGAUUGUUGGUGGUGAUGACGCCUCCAGUUAUUAUACCAAGUAUGUGGUCCAGCUUCGCAGACGGAGUUCGUCGAGUAGCGCCUUUUCCCAAACCUGCGGAGGAAGCAUUCUGAACGCCAAAACCAUCGCGACCGCCGCCCACUGUGUCUACAAUCGUAAUGCCUCCGACUUCCUAGUGGUGGCCGGUUCCGUAAACCUUGCUGGCAUGGACGGAGUGGUAGUGCGGGUGGAGCAGCUGAUCCCCCACGAACUGUACAAUGCCACCAUUACGGACAAUGACAUUGCCCUGGUGAUUGUCGAUCCUCCACUGCCAUUGGAGAGCAAUAACGACAUGGAGGCCAUCGAGCUAGUCACAGGCCAGCCUGCAGUGGGUGUCCUUGCCACGGUUAGCGGUUGGGGUUACACCAUGGAGAAUGGAUUCUCCUCCAACCAGCUGCAGCAGGUUCGCGUUCCAGUAGUAAACUCCUCGUACUGCCAGGAUUCCUACAAUUGGCGACCCAUUAGCGAGGCAAUGCUCUGCGCCGGAUACUCUGCCGGUGGCAAGGAUGCCUGCCAGGGUGACUCAGGUGGACCUCUGGUUGUGGGCAACAAGCUAGCCGGAAUAGUUUCUUGGGGUGAGGGAUGUGCUCGUCCCAAUUAUCCUGGAGUCUAUGCAAACGUGGCUUACUUUAAGGAUUGGAUUUCCAAGCAGUUGGAUCCGAUGGCCAAAAAGUUGGGGCUUCAGUGUAGGAUUUUUUGUGGACUGGCAAAGAUGUCGCGCUGCUGGUUAGUGUUUCUCCUGUUCGGAGUGUGUGGCCUAGGUCUGGCCAAGGGGCUACCCCUACAGGAGGAUCAGGGUGAAAAAUACUUACCAGAUGGACGCAUUGUGGGCGGCUAUGUGUCGGAUAUAGCCCAGUGUCCGUAUCAGAUCUCUCUGAGAUACAAGGGUAUAACGACGCCGGAGAAUCCUUUCCGCCAUCGCUGCGGAGGCUCCAUCAUUGCUGAGGAUCUGAUCGUGACCGCGGCGCACUGUAUCAUUGCCACGGUGGCCAGUCAGUACAAGGUGGUGGCCGGAUCUAACUACCGGAUUGGAUCCGAUGGAGUGGUCACCAACGUCAAGCAGAUCAUAAUGCACGAAAACUACUUCUCGGAUGCGGCCUACAACAAUGACAUCGCCCUGCUGGUGGUGGAUCCCCCAUUGCCACUGAAUAACUUCACCAUCAAGGCCAUAAAGUUGGCAAGUGAACCCCCGCUAGCAGGCGCCGUUAGCAAGAUCAGCGGCUGGGGCACCACAUCCUCCGGCGGUACUGCAUCCGACAUCCUACUCGCCGUCGAUAUCCCAAUCGUGAGCAACGAGGAUUGCGAUGCGGAUUACGAAAACUUUGGGGACGAGUUCUACCAUAUCACCGACGCCAUGUUGUGUGCCGGAAAGCGUGGAGUGGGCGGUGUGGAUGCCUGCCAAGGCGAUUCCGGCGGACCGUUGGUGGUGCGCGACGAGCUCCAUGGCGUCGUCUCCUGGGGCAAUGCCUGUGCCCUGGCCACUCACCCCGGAGUCUACGCCAAUGUGGCCAACCUGCGUCCGUGGAUCGAUGCCAGGAUAGCGGAACUUAAAGUCAAUUCUCGUAAAUCUGGAACGAACUCUGCCGUGCUAAGAAGUUAUCAGAUGCUAUCUCGAGCACCUUCCAUUAAGAUAAUCGAUAUCGCCAUUGGGAGGCGUCCGGCAAGGUGCAAAUUCGCCAACCACAAUCAGUCCGAUACGAACCAUCCGCCCGUCGAAAUCAACGUGAUCAGGACCAGGAUGUACUCUCCUGUUGCGCUUCUGCUGCUUCUGGCCAUUGGAUCCUGUUUUAUUCUCUCCCAGGCUGUUCAACCGGAGGGCAGGAUUAUCAAUGGCACAUCGGUGGAUAUUGCCCGGCAUCCCUAUAUCGUAUCGCUGAGAUAUCGCCGGGAUGCAGAGUCUAGCUACAAGCACGAGUGUGCCGGAGUCAUCUACUCCGAGAAGGUCCUGCUAACCUGCGCCCAGUGCCUGUAUAAUUUGGAGGAGGGAACCAAGAUUCUGGCAGUGGCUGGAGCAAAUACUCGAAACGGCACCGAUGGCAUUGUCUAUCCAGUUUCCAGCUGGGCCUACCACUCCAGCUUUGAUACCUUCACCGUGGACUACGAUAUUGGAGUGCUGCUCCUGGACACGCCCCUGAACCUGACGCACUUUGGCAUCAGUUCCAUAGCCGUCCGUCCCCAGCGACCGGCAGUGGGUCGACUGGCUACUGUGGCGGGGUGGGGCUAUCGCGAGGAGUGGGGUCCCUCGAGCUACAAACUGGAGCAGGCACAAGUCCCGGUGGUCAGCUCGGAACAGUGCAACGAGCUCUAUGGCGCCGGGGAGAUCAACGAGCGGAUGAUUUGCGCGGGCUAUGUCACCCAGGGUGGCACCGACGCCUGCCAGGGCGACACCGGCGGACCUCUGGUCAUCGACGGCCAGCUGGUGGGUCUGGUGUCCUGGGGACGCGGCUGUGCCCGUCCCAACUACCCGACGGUAUACUCCUACGUGGCCAGUUUGGUGGACUGGAUCGAAGAAACAAUAAACGCCACCACAGCCGUAGCUAAAUAAACAGUUCCAAGGCAAUCAAACGCUAUCUCUAAGUGGCUACCGCCCGGACAGAGUCGUCUAAUUUAAUAAUAAACCCAUAAUAAAACAAACAAUAUA
Molecule: messenger RNA, 2792 nt
Organism: Drosophila ananassae
Lineage: Eukaryota; Metazoa; Arthropoda; Insecta; Diptera; Drosophilidae
Product: transmembrane protease serine 9
Exons: 3
Coding region: 24-2696 (890 amino acids)
Biological process (GO): proteolysis
Molecular function (GO): serine-type endopeptidase activity
Source: RefSeq, a predicted model, not a curated record